AUGCAUGAACACGGAAGCGCCGCUCGUGUUGAGGUGGAUCGAAAGGUCUUCGGGAGAUAUCACGAAACACUGCGUUUACUAGUGACGAGCCGGCACGAGGGCGAUAUCGAGGUGAGUAUCGGUUCGCUCUGCCCACAAGGACACGUACGCGUUGGAGAGGAUUUCGCCAACGAAGACACCGGGAUAUAUCUUGAUGGAAUGCUUGGAAGGCACACAAAGUUGGCAAAACGACGUGAGGAGAUCAAGGCCAGUUUGCUUAAGAAUGCUCAAGGAAUGUUCGGACUGGCUGCAUUGCAGAUCGAGGAUCUCAUCAAAUGCCGGAAGCGGAAGGAAAUGCAGGAACACCUGGAUCGUCCUCCAAGCACGCUGUUCGCGAUGUAUGAUCGGAUCUUAUCACGGCUUGACCACGGAGGACGCGAGGACGCGCGGAAGGUCCUGUUGUGGCUCGCUUUCUCAGUUCACAAACUAAAUCUUCGUCAACUCGUCGAAGUCAUUGCUGUAAACUUUGACACCGAGGAUGAGCCUUGCUUCUAUCCCACUUCCCGAUACGAGGACUCAUAG
This is a messenger RNA of Heterobasidion irregulare TC 32-1, 561 nucleotides long. RefSeq lists its product as uncharacterized. The record is from RefSeq and is a predicted model, not a curated record. The coding region runs from base 1 to 561 and encodes 186 amino acids. Lineage: Eukaryota; Fungi; Basidiomycota; Agaricomycetes; Russulales; Bondarzewiaceae. The transcript has 2 exons.